This is a messenger RNA of Physcomitrium patens, 3004 nucleotides long. RefSeq names its product putative inactive receptor kinase At2g26730. Gene Ontology annotation, molecular function: protein kinase activity; protein binding; ATP binding. Gene Ontology annotation, biological process: protein phosphorylation. The record is from RefSeq and is a predicted model, not a curated record. NCBI's taxonomy places the organism in Eukaryota, Viridiplantae, Streptophyta, Bryopsida, Funariales, Funariaceae.
AAUAUCAGACACCGCCAUCGACAACACUUGUGUCAAUGCCACCAUUGCAAGACAUCUGUCCAAGGAGAUUCUUCUGGUUAUCACACCAUUCAGCAACAGUUAAACUUCUGAUGGUCGAUUAAGGCCGGAUCUGGUCACAUUUCGGCAUCAUGAUCCCAGUCAUUACUCUUGAUUCCAAAUGGUGUCGCGAAGCUGAUUAAUCUUCACGAACUCCCGGCUCCAUGAUCCUCGUCGUCUAAUUGCACUCUCGACUUUGCAGUUAAUGCAAACUUGGCCCGGAUGACGGACUGGAACAGGCUAUCUAUUUUGGAGCUUGGAUUUCAUGCUCCUGAUGGGAGAACAGAGCAGCCUGUCGUUGGGGUGGCGACGAAGGUCUGGACGGGAGGUAGAGUGCGUCGCACAGACACUUAUGUCUUCUCUAACAUUGCAUCAUCAGACGUGCUCAUGACAAUCAAGAAGAAGAAUCAGACCUUAGAGAUUGCGAUGCAAGUUGCAGUUUGGUAAUGUGAACCACGCGUUCUGAAAAGCUUCAUUUAAAAAAUAAAAUCACGACGACCCGCGGAGUAGCUCACUGGCGAAGAAUAUGGGGACGAGGAAACGGGUCAGGGACUCGAGCACACGUUGCCCGACUCUUUUCCACGUGUGCUUCAGUUUUUUUGUAAUCUUCAAUUUUCUCAUCGAGGCACAUGCACAGCCUCAACAAAACCUUCAAAGUGACCGAGCAGCUCUGGAAAGGUUCAAGGCCGCAGUUGAUCCGGCGGGAAACAUCUUGCCGUGGGUCUCCGGCACUAAUCCCUGCACCUGGACUGGAGUGCAAUGUUAUCUAAAUCGCGUGGCAAGUCUACGUCUUCCCCGACUCCAGCUCACGGGAUCAAUCCCUGACAACACCCUUGGAGAUCUUGGCCAGCUUCGAGUCCUGAGCAUGCACAAUAAUCGCCUCACGGGACCGUUUCCAGUGGACCUCGCGAGAUGCAGCAUUCUGAAGGCUGUCUUCUUGGGGUCCAAUUUGUUCUCGGGACUACUUCCAGAUUUCACCGGCUUCUGGCCACGCAUGAGCCAUUUCAGUCUGGGGUUCAAUAAUUUCACGGGUGAAAUCCCAGCCUCCAUCGCCACUUUCAACAAUUUGCACCAUCUGGACUUGCAGAGUAAUUCUUUCACGGGUAAGAUCCCAGCAGUAUCAUUCAACAAUUUGGUGAUUUUCACCGUUGCUAACAACGAGCUUGAGGGGCCUGUACCAACCUCAUUGCAGAAAUUUUCGGUCAUAAGUUUUGCUGGCAAUGAGGGGCUGUGCGGCCCGCCGACGACAAUACGCUGCCCUCCCACCACACCUGCUCCCGGUCCUAACGUGCAGAUUCCUGGACCACUUGAGGAUACCUUAUCAGGUUCCUCAAAUGAAUCCCCAGCAAUGUCAUCGAAGAAGCAAAGGCAUCUCAACCUCAGCGUUGGAGUGAUUGCGAGUAUUGCACUGGGCUCUCUUUUGGUGGUCGUCAUUAUUGUGUUCAUUGUUUGCUAUUCGCGGCGUGUGGAAGGCAACAUUAAUAAGGCGCAUGUUGGAAAACAAGUGACUCAUUACAACGGCGAGGGUUCUUCGCCAGUGCAGACCUCACCUGAAAAAAAGGAAACCUUCUCUGUCACCAUUUCCAGCGAACCUACCACUCGUAGCAAGCUUGUGUUCCUUGACCAAGGCAAACGGGAUGAGUUCGGCUUGGAUGAGCUGCUGCAAGCGUCGGCUGAGGUGCUUGGCAAGGGGAGCGUAGGAACUUCGUACAGGGCUAAUCUGCAGGGAGAUAAUGUCGUAAUCGUGAAGAGACUUAAGGAUGUCGCAGCCGAUCAGAAGGAGUUCGAGACACAUGUUGAAAAGCUGGGGAGAUUGCGUCACAGACAUCUGAUGCCGCUGCGAGCUUACUACUACUCACGGGACGAGAAAUUACUGGUUACAGAUUUCAUGCCCGCAGGAAACUUGCACUCUACACUUCAUGACAACGAAGCCAGAGGUCGCAAUCCCUUGGGUUGGGUCAGCCGUGAGAAGAUUGCCCUGGGUACGGCGAGGGCGUUGGCUUACCUAGACAAACCGUGUGUGAGGAUGCCGCAUGGGGACAUCAAGUCAGCCAAUAUUCUGCUGAACAGAGAGUACGAGCCUUUUGUUGCGGACCACGGCCUCGUGCAUCUUUUGGAUCCCGCAAGCGUCAGCCCAUCCCGGUUCAUCGGAUACAAAGCUCCGGAGGUAACCGACAUCCGCAAAUUCACGAUGCAGUCAGACGUGUAUAGCUUCGGCAUUCUGAUGCUGGAACUUGUGACUGGACGAGCACCGGAGCGAACUAUUUGCAAGAACGACGCUGGUAUCGACCUUCCCAAAUGGGUCAGAUCUUUUGAAAGACACCGCUGGAUUUCCGAUGUGGUCGAUUCGGAGCUGAAGAGAGCUGUAGAUUUCGUCGAAGAGGAUAGCUUGAAGGUGUUACAGCUGGCGCUGUCAUGUGUCGAUGCUACUCCUGAGAAGCGACCGAAGUUGGAAGAAGUCGUGCUCCUGUUGGAAGACAUCACCCAGUUAGGACACGUCAAUGAAUCUUCCGUAUGCCCGCUUGCGGCUGCGGCUGCGGCUGCUAAAUCCACCGGCAGUCCCUAGGACACAAGCUGAUCGGCAAUGUCGAUGCCGCGGCGCACUUGUCCUUUAUCCUGUUUCGUUGCGGAUGAGAACUGGUCGAUUUGAGGGCAAUCCGCAUCAUAUACUGUUCCAUGCCACGCAGCUGUGCUGAAAAAUGCCACUGCAUUCAUUUGAUUCAUCUUUGCAAUGGAAUUCUGUUGCCAAAAAUUAGAAACUAAUUUAUGUUUGGUUUACUCUGUAUUCGUCCUGUGAACACGUAUUAGUUAGUCUUAGCAAACAAGUGAAGAUCUUUGUAUUUUGUAGACACAGUUGCUGUGCAUCAUCCUAGUGGAUCUGCCUGCCAUUAGACGUGAUUUUGUAUUACUUUUUGGUUGAAUUAUCACUUCUUCAACUCCACAUGUC